Molecule: messenger RNA, 1596 nt
Organism: Magnusiomyces paraingens
Lineage: Eukaryota; Fungi; Ascomycota; Dipodascomycetes; Dipodascales; Dipodascaceae
Exons: 1
Coding region: 1-1596 (531 amino acids)
Source: RefSeq, a predicted model, not a curated record
AUGACUGGCUGGGAUUAUGCAGUUAAUUUUCUUCUUUAUUUACAAUGCUUGCUUACAGUGAGAUUUGCGACUGGCAAUACAUGCUCCACUAAUCUCACUACUUGCUCAGUUGCUACUACCACGGGACGCAUUGUUGGCGACUGUUCUAAUCCAACACUUUACAAAUAUUUUUCUAUUCCCUAUGCUAAGCCUCCCAUUGGUGACCUUCGAUUAGAAGAUCCAAUUUCGUUUACCCAAAAUUCUACUGUACUUAUUCAAGGAAAUGAAUUACCAUCGUACUGUCCUCAAAUUGGAAAUUCAGAUGAAUCUGAAGACUGUCUUUAUCUCAAUAUUUGGUCACCAAGUUCAUUGUCAAUUUCUCGACCUGUUUUGUUUUGGAUUCAUGGUGGUUCAAAUUUACUAGGAAGCGGAUCUGAUCCUUACUUUGAAGGAACAAAAUUCGCAUCAUCUCAAAAUGUUGUAAUUGUUACUUAUAACUACAGACUUGGUCUUUUGGGUUACUUUGAUGACAAUGAUAAUACCAAUUUUGCAAUUAAGGAUACAAUAAUGGCUUUAAAAUGGGUCCAAGACAACAUCUCUAGGUUUGGAGGAAACAAAAACCUUGUUACUGUUUUUGGAAACAGUUCUGGUGGGGCGAUAAUUAGAGCCCUGAUGAGUUCUUCCAAAGCAAAUGGUUUAUUUCAGAGAGCCAUUAUUCAAUCUGAUCCUGAUGGUUAUGGUUUUAACGAAAGAAGUUUUUCAAAUGGAUACCUUACAGCUAAGUUUUUGGAAAUGCUUGGGUGUGAUGAUAAAGCCUGUGUGAAAACAAAGUCUAUCUCUGAUAUUGUUACCGCUCAAUUAAGUGUUGCUAGUACACAAAUAAACCCACUCCAAUACCCUAAAGUUAACAUUGCGUCAAUAAUUGCACCUAUAAUUGAUGGCGAUCUAAUAAUUAAAGACUAUUGGGAGUAUGUCAACUCUGGAUCUCUUCCUUCUGGCGUGGAUACUAUUGUUGGAUUUACAAAGGAUGAAGGUGGGGCUGCAAUAAACACACUUUUACCUAGUGCUUUAACCGCUGAAAGUGCAAUCAAUACUGCAUAUUAUCUUCUUGGGGUUGAUAGAGCAUCAUAUUUACUUGCAAGCAAUGUGUUCCCAUUUAAUACUUAUACAGGUGAUGGCCGUUCAAUUUUAGCUAAUAUUUCAACCGAUCUUCUUUGGAGAUGUCCAACUCAGUACAUCUCUCGACGCAUCGUGGAGACGAAAAUGAGAAAUAUAUACCUUUACCAACUCAAUAAAGGGAUUCAGUAUUCAACAAACAUUAAUUACCCACUAUGUACUAAUGCAGUGUGCCAUCAGGAUGACAUUCCUUUAACUUUUGGAAAUUAUCCUUCAGGAACCAGUACUGACCUACAGAGUCUUAGUUUAAGUAUACAGACGGCGUGGGCCAAAUUUGCCAAAUACGGAUAUCCGCAAACUUGUGGCAGUAUCAGCUGGCCUAAAGCUUUAACAACAUCCAAUUUAAAUAUAUGUCAGUUUGGAAGUAAUUCGUUAUUGGCAUCAGUAACGCCCAAUGAAUGUCAGGUUUUUGAUUCUAUCAAGUAUCCAUUUCAGUUAUAA